AGUGAAGUUAAAGAUUCGGGUGACACCUGGACAGUGACCAGCACAUAUAAGUCUGAUGGAGGCAAUGUGACGUGCCUUGUGUCUCAUCCCACAUUUCAGAAUCUCUGGAGCCAGUCUAUUAUAUCAGAAGGUAAAACUGUAAGUUGGAUGUUGAUCGGGAUCCUUGUAGGCAUUGCCAUCCUUCUCAUCUCUGCCUUGUGUAUCGUCUACUGGAACCAAAAAAAAAUCAGAUCGUGCUCCAAAAAGUCACUUAGCACUUCUCCCCCGCAACAAGUGGACUAUUUUGCAGAG
Molecule: messenger RNA, 291 nt
Organism: Staurois parvus
Lineage: Eukaryota; Metazoa; Chordata; Amphibia; Anura; Ranidae
Source: the annotation of a GenBank genome assembly